UUUUCGCCUGCAAAGUACGAAAUAUCUUGUUAAUGAAAUAUGUUUUAAAGAACAAUUCAGUAUUGAAGUGUUGAGUGCGCAACGCUGUUCACGAUGACAUCAAAUAGUUUCCUAAUCUACGCGAUAUUAAGCUUCUUUGUUGCCUGUGAGGUUAGCUGUGCGUCGGAGUCGAAAGAUGUUGCUCGAAUUAUUGUAAAUCAAUGUGAGAAUUGUGAAUCGUCAAGUUAUCAGUAUGCUACAAUUGGUAGUAGUGAAUAUGAUUCAAAAGACACAAUUCAGAAUAUCCGUUUGUCUGUUCCAAUAAGUAGUUACUUUUAUGUGAUCCAAGUGCAUAGCUAUUUGGAAUCGGUGCUGUUGAGUUAUGACGCUGAACCAACGGUUGCAACUAGCGUUCAUGGCACGAAUGUUGGCUUGAAUCAAUUCACUCAUGAUAAGCCUAAUCAUACGUUCUAUUUGUUUAAUAAUUUUACUGCUCCACGUGAAGUAUUAAUCGCUGUUACGUCAUAUACAGGCUCAGCCCCAAUGCCAGGCGGCUGUAAUAUGGAAUUCAACACGAAAACUGCGCCUUAUCAACAUGUUGACUACAAUGACGCGUUGAUUACCGUAGACGUGCAGAGUGCAUCACUUUAUCAGCAAACUUGCGACGUACAAGGAAAUAUAACUCUUGAUUUUUAUCUACUUUUUGUGAAUAAUGGAGAUUUACCUGUUAAUGGCUCAUAUAAAGCUAUUAUUCAAAUGUUAACGGUCAAAUCGAUCAAAAUAUAUGGGCAUAAGGUUAUAAAACCGCCAAGUGGUCCACUUCUACGAAGAUAUUUCAGCAAUUAUCAAGGUUUUGGAGUUGUAUAUGCUGUUAUUGCAACUUAUGGAGAUGCAAGUUCCGCGUAUGUUCCAUCAUUUACCUAUGGCUGCAAUAUGCAAAAUGGCAAAGAAAGUUGUUUCAGCACGGAUAAAACAACUGAAUGGAUCACAAUGGAAGUCACAACAUCAAUAUCCUUAUUCCUACUUUUAAGUUCAUUUACAGCGUUUCUGGUACCGUUUUUCCAAUUCGGAUAUUACGCCACCGACGCAAUAUUAAUGUUAAUCGGUAUUCCAUACUCACCAUUUAUUUACAUCGCCAUUGGAGCCGGCGUUGUUUUGGCGUGUUUACUGGGCGGAUGCUCAAAAUGGUUUGCAAUCGAUAAUAUCAUAUUGAGAUUAUACGCAGCACAUAUCUUAACAGCUGUCAUAUAUUUUGGAACAGCUACAGGAGAUUUUGAAUUGUGUCAAACUAUGGGAUAUUUUUGGAUAUUAUAUGUUGCACUUAUGAUUAUGAUGUUGGUACCAGUGCUGGAUGGAGUUGCUAAAUAUAUUAAUGUCUGUUUUCAUACGGUAUUAAUGGUGGAUUCACUUGUUGGCAAUGGAAGACUAAUGUAUUUCAAUAUAAAUUCAGUCCGCAGGGCUGCAGUUUCAAACUUUUAUCUUGCUAGUUUGUAUGCACCCAAUCCAUCAGCCCUAUCGAUUGGUUGUAUUAUACUUAUUGGUAUUUCAUAUUUAAUCAGUAAUUUUAUCAGACACUGUAAAGGUACCAGAAGGGUUGUGGGUGAAGCAACUCCAUUGCUAGGGUAAAUUCAUAUACCUACCUUUAUAUUUGCAUUCACUACCUGCAAUUUGAUAAAGAAUCUCUUUGUUGCAUAAUAAUAAAUUGACACAUAAUAUUUU
Molecule: messenger RNA, 1698 nt
Organism: Dalotia coriaria
Lineage: Eukaryota; Metazoa; Arthropoda; Insecta; Coleoptera; Staphylinidae
Product: transmembrane 7 superfamily member 3-like
Exons: 7
Coding region: 94-1605 (503 amino acids)
Biological process (GO): negative regulation of programmed cell death
Cellular component (GO): plasma membrane
Source: RefSeq, a predicted model, not a curated record